GUAAAUAAAUUCUUUGUGUUAAGAGUAAACAACAACAAUAGUACAUCUUUGGUUAGGCGUUUAAAAAUAUUUUUAUUACUGUGUAAAAAUCGUACCCUCUUAAAUUAAUUGUGCUAAAUAACAUACAUUUUUAAGCUAAACUGUAAAGCAGCGCCAUGGAGAGCGAGGUGUGCGACUGCAGCAGCAGCAGCGACGACGACGGCUGGACGAGCGGUGACCAGGCGUGCGGCGACGACGAGAGCGACGCCAGGGGCGGCGGCGGCGGCGGCGGCGCCGGAGACGACGACGACGACGACGACCGGUGCAUCCUGGAGCCGUACGUGGACCGCUUCCAGUUCUCGGAGGCGGAGCUGGCGGCGGUGUUCCCCGAGCAGGGCGCGGCUGCGGCCGCCAGGAGCGACUUAGCCGUGCGGGAGUGCACGGUCCAGUGCAGCGGUCCCAAGACGUCCACGGCCGUGAGGGGUAGCUUCGGCGUGGUGCAGGUCGACACUGCUGUCCAGGAGGCGGCGUGCAUCGAGGUCCGCGUCACCAGGUACCCGUGUCCACCAAGAGGGCGCAACCUCGCUGCCAGCGUGCCCGCCAGCUUAGCGGAGACCCAGAGGCCACCCGCGCGAGAGGGAAAGCCCAGGCUGGAGACGUACCUGCCCCCGGGGACCAAGACAGCGUCCGUGUGCCAGCCUCCGAGGGUCCGGCCGCCGCCUAUGGACUUGCCCCCUAAAGUCCGACCACCGCCGAUAGACUUGCCCCCGGGAGUCCGACCGAUGUCUAUGGACUUGCCUCCAGGGGUCAGAACGCGGCCUGUGGACCUAACUCAGGGGGUCCGAAUGCCGACUGUGAAACUGGCCGUGGGCAUUCGACAGUCACCGAUAGACUUUCCCCCGGUGGUCCGACCGCCAUCAAUGGACUUGCCCCCAGAAGUCCAGCCACCGUCGAUGGACCUACCCCCAGGGAUACGAACGCCGCCCGCGGAUCUGCCGUCGGGUGUCUGCCUAUCACCGAUGGACAUUUCCCAAGGGAUCCGAAAGGUCGUUACGGUCAGGCCCAUGGUCAGGCCGCCACCGAUAGGCUUGCCCCUAGAGGUCCGGUUAUCACCGAAGGACUUGCUAACGGGAAUACAGCCGCCUCCAAUGGACUUGCCGACAGUGGUCCAGCCAACUUCAAUGGACUUUCCGGCGGAGGCCCAACCACCUCCGAUGGAAUUGCCGAUGGUGGUCCAGUCGCCUCCAAUGGACUUGCCGACGGGGUUCCAGCCACCUCCAAUGGACUUGCCGACGGGGGUCCAGCCGCCUCCGACGGACCUGAAGACGGGGGUCCAGGAGCCACCGAUGGACUUGCCGAUGGGGGUCCAGCUGCCGCCGAUGGACUUGCCGACCGGGGUCCAGCCGCCUCCGAUGGACCUACCAACAGGGGACCAGGAGCCGCCGAUGGACUGCCCUAAUUGUGUCUGGCGACAAUCGAUGGACUGGCCCCAAUGUGACUGGCUGCCACCGAAGGACUUGCCCUCGGAGGUCCAGCCGCCGCCUGUGGAUCUGCCUCCAGGGGUCCAGCCACCGUCCACGGGGGACCGAAUGCCACUGGUAGACCCACCUCAGGGGAUCCAAACGCCACCUGUGGACCUACCUCAGGGGGCGCAAACGCCACCUGUGGACCUACCUGAGGGGGUCCAAACGCCACCUGUGGACGUACCUCAGGGGGUGCAAACGCCACCUGUGGACCUACCUCAGGGGUUCCAAAUGCCACCUGUAGACCUACCUGAGGGGGUCCAAACGCCACCUGUGGACCUACCUGAGGGGGUCCAAACGCCACCUGUGGACGUACCUCAGGGGGUGCAAACGCCACCUGUGGACCUACCUCAGGGGUUCCAAACGCCACCUGUAGACCUAUCUGAGGGGAUGCAAACACCACCUAUAGACCUAGCUCAGGGGUUCCAAACACCACCUGUAGACCUAUCUCAGGGGAUGCAAACGCCACCUGUAGACCUAUCUCAGGGGUUCCAAACGCCGCCUGUGGUCCUGUGCUCGUUGGACCAGCCGCCGCAGGUGGACGUGUCCACGGAGGUACAAGGCCCCGAUCAUGCACUCGCCCCUGAUGACGACUGCUCUCUGCUGUGCUGGGACCAGAAGGGCCUGGCACGCCGUCAGGAGCUGGCGAGGUGCGAGGGCGAGGAGUCUGCCUACUCCGUCGUGCCAUGGUCGGAAAUCUUCGAUGCCGCCACGCACGGCCCUUCCAUCGAGCGGCUCGAGGACUGGGAACGGAGCACGGACUUCGUAUUCGGCCCGCGGGUGUCCGACGAGGUGCACUUCGACGUCGACCGCGAUGCCAGCGCCAUGUCCCUGCGUCAGCCCGAGCGGGCGGCAGUCUCGCCUCCGCAAGGAGACGUCCCUGGAAUGCACGGCGACUCCUCCCCCUUGCCGGCGGGCCAGUACGACGCGGUGCAGCGAGAGCGCUUCCGUGAGUGGUGCCGCAAUCUGAACAACACGUCCUACAUCUCCGACUUCUAGACGCGAGACGAGAGUUUCCACCCGAAAGACAUCCCAUGGUUCAGAAUUCUCACCGGAUGUCCACGUGAUGCCCCUACCAGUUCUCGAGAAAAGUAGCUAUCGCUACAUCACCGCAGUGCUUUGUACUAUUCAUGGAGUAAAUUUUAAGUUAUGUUCCUUUCAUUCAUUGUUUGUCCAAUCACGUACGAAACUGAAUAAAAAUUCACUAAAAAGUGUUUAACAGGAGCAUAGGCAUCUUACUAAGAGAUAGUUUGGAACUUGAUUCUCAAUCUCAUGUUUGUGAACCUUUAAUUUGAUUACGUAAAGGUCUUAAUCUCAGGUGAACAUUAAACUUAAAUAUGUGUGGAUAUUUAAAGUUGUUGGACGUCAUCAGAUAAAAAUGUUUUGAAACUACA
Messenger RNA from Bacillus rossius redtenbacheri, 2896 nucleotides. RefSeq lists its product as uncharacterized. The transcript has 4 exons. Bases 156 to 2501 code for a protein of 781 amino acids. The record is from RefSeq and is a predicted model, not a curated record. Lineage: Eukaryota; Metazoa; Arthropoda; Insecta; Phasmatodea; Bacillidae.